Molecule: messenger RNA, 4624 nt
Organism: Bactrocera oleae (olive fruit fly)
Lineage: Eukaryota; Metazoa; Arthropoda; Insecta; Diptera; Tephritidae
Gene: Psn
Product: presenilin
Biological process (GO): protein processing; calcium ion transport; membrane protein ectodomain proteolysis
Cellular component (GO): lysosomal membrane; nucleus; cell surface
Molecular function (GO): aspartic endopeptidase activity, intramembrane cleaving
Source: RefSeq, a predicted model, not a curated record
UUUUAUUCGUUUACGAAAUUUCUCUACUGACUCACAAUUUUGAUAAGUGCAUUCUUGCAACAAUACAUUAAUUUUAGUGCAUACAAUUACGGAAUAAAUGGUGUUGGCUUUGAUCUAAAACACAUUAUGCAAAAUAUUAUUUGAGAAAUCUCUUUUUGACAUUAUUAAUCCACUUGUUUAAUAGCAAGUGGUACCUAAUUGUAGGUCUGUAAAGUGCGAAUAUAUUAUUACAAAACGGCGUCAGGUCGCGAAGACUUUUUGAGUGAACACACGCCACUAAUGGACGGACACGUCGGCGCAGGCAGCAGCACGCGUCUGAACGGUAGUGGUAGUGUGGAACAAAGGAAACGGCAAAAUAUCAAUUAUGGAGCUAAUGAUCAAAUAGAUGGGGCUAUCUUAGAUGUGCCCAAUGUCGUCGUACGACCGGCUAGACAACGAAGCAGGCCCACCGCUUCACAGGCAAAUGCUGGAGCAACAGGCAGCUCUAACAACGCACCUUAUCAAGCAACUAGUGAAGAAUUAGAUGAAGAGGGAUUAAAAUAUGGUGCACAACAUGUGAUUAAAUUGUUCGUACCGGUCUCUCUUUGUAUGCUUGUUGUGGUGGCCACAAUAAAUGCCAUAAGUUUCUAUUCGGAAACUGAUGUUUAUCUUUUAUAUACACCUUUUCAUGAAAAAUCUCCCGAUCCUGGCGUUAAAUUGUGGAAUGCUUUGGCAAAUUCAAUGAUCCUUAUGGCUGUGGUUGUUGUAAUGACAAUUUUAUUAAUUGUUUUGUAUAAGAAGCGUUGCUACAAAAUCAUACACGGCUGGUUGAUUCUCUCAUCGUUUAUGCUACUCUUCAUUUUCAGUUUUUUGUAUCUGGAAGAGGUGCUACGCGCUUAUAAUAUACCUAUGGACUAUCCCACAACGAUAUUAAUAUUGUGGAAUUUUGGAAUCGCUGGCAUGAUGGCUAUACAUUGGCAAGGUCCUUUACGUUUACAACAGGGUUAUCUCAUAUUUGUUGCGGCUUUAAUGGCAUUGGUAUUCAUUAAAUAUUUACCAGAGUGGACAGCAUGGGCAGUUUUGGCGGCCAUAUCUAUUUGGGAUUUGAUUGCUGUACUUUCGCCAAAAGGGCCUUUGCGUAUUCUGGUAGAAACUGCACAGGAACGCAAUGAACAAAUAUUUCCGGCUUUAAUAUAUUCAUCAACUGUUUUAUAUGCCGUCGUCGAUGCUGCGACUAACGAAAGCAAUGACAGGGGUGUUGAGGGCAUUGAGAAUGGCGUUCAACAAACUGAGGAGCAUGCUUCUUCCUCCGCCGGCCCGGCACGUCGCACAGGUAAUGCCAGUAAUGUGGUGAAUGACGACGCAGCCCAGGCCGCCGAAGGUAUGCCUCUAGUCACAUUUAAAACCCACGGAAAUGAAGCCGGUUUUACUCAAGAAUGGACAGAAAGCCAUGCUGAACGUGUGUCGAGUCGGCAAAUUGAAGUACAAGCUAGCAAUGGACAAAACGCCAAUCGUUCGACGGAAUAUCGCACAACAACUACUACAAAUAGACCCACAUCAACCUUCGAGGCACAAGAACGUGGCAUCAAACUUGGACUUGGCGAUUUUAUUUUCUACUCUGUAUUAGUUGGUAAGGCAUCGAGCUAUGGCGAUUGGAUCACUACCAUUGCCUGUUUUGUGGCGAUAUUAAUUGGACUUUGCUUAACACUUUUAUUGUUGGCUAUUUGGCGCAAAGCUUUGCCAGCUCUACCCAUUUCCAUUACAUUUGGUUUGAUAUUUUGCUUUGCUACAAGCGCUGUAGUGAAACCAUUCAUGGAUAGUUUAUCAGCUAAACAAGUGUUCAUAUGAAGACAUUUUGAGUAAUAUAUAACCCUUUAAUUCUACUAUAUUAUAGAAUAGGUAAAACUUAGCAAACAAAUUUGCGUAUCGGAAUUUAGUAUUUAAAUUAUAAUUAUAGUUUUUUUUUAAAUUGGACUCCAUAAACGAAUUUGGGAUAUUUACCAUUUUUCCAUUCUAAAAAAAUAUUGGCAACAUAUGAAUGAAAAUUAUGCUGAAACACGCCUAAUAAUAAAUAACUUAAAACAAAAGAUUUUCGCUAAUUUUUAAAAGGCUUAUUAGAGUUUAUUUUUAUAACAGAACACUGUCAAUUAACAAAUGUAUAGCGGUACAAACUGAUCAUGGCAAUUGUUUUAUUCAGUUUCCUCUCCUUUCGCCUCUGUAUUUGCUCGCUCUUUAGGGAAACCUUUUGAUUUUACUAUAAUUUUAUCUCGAAGUCCUAUAACCCAACCGGGUUCUAGUCCAUAGAAUAUUUGACGCGCAUCUUUUUGGCUUAUCAACAUUUCAUAGUCGGGAUCAUCUUCAAUUCGUGGAAGUUCAUAACCAUACUUUUGUGCCAAUACUAGUCGUUCUUUGCUUAUCUCCUCAGGAUCAGCAAGGUAACCACGAUUUUUAGCGGAAGCGUAGUAUUCGACGGCAUCUUGUGGUGGUAACAAACGUCUUGGGAUAGGUUCACCCUUCUCGAACCACUUUUGUGGGUUCACCAUAGCCUUUAUAAAUUAUAAUAAACAUAAUAGAAAAUAUUGUGUACAGUGAAUUCAUAUAUGCACACCUGUAAGCUUCUGGGGUCAUAAUAAGCGGUACGUAUGACACCACCAUUUUUUUCAAUGGCUGCUAUCACCGACUCCUUGGCAUGUUGCACUUCAAUACAUAUUUUUGCUUUAAACCGAUCAAUUCCAUCGUCUGUCAAUUGAAAACCAUAUUCCAUGCUAGCAGGUUGCAGAUGUAGGAGCCCUGUAUUACAUAGAGUUGUGAUGUCAAUGGGUUGUUUGGGAUCAAUACGAUUGGUAUCCAACAAAACUUGGAGCUGUAACAGCGAUAAAGGGGGGUAUUGUCGACGUAAAUGAUGGCCUUUGUAAUAUGGUUCGUAGGGGAAACGCAAAUAAAAGGGAUUGUUGCCUGUUUCAUAACCAAGCCGCAUGUAAUUUUGUCGCUGACCGGAACCUUUGUUGCCAGCGCCGUGUUUAUCGCCACUAUGCUGAGCACGUCCACGCUUUGUCUAUAUGAACAAGUUAUUGUUUUUAACAUGAUGAUUUUAUUUAAUAAAAUAAGUUUUAUAGUAUUUACAUUUUUCUUAGAGUUCGGAUUUGGACGUAUAUUACCAAUUUGUACACGCGGUAAGGUACGCAGCAUUUUUAAUGCCUUUUCGGCCGAUUCGCGUAGAUGCGCCAUUUUGGUAUUUUUUAUUAACUUUAUAACGAUUAUUUAUAAAUGUUUUUAUAUUAAAAACUAUAAAUUUUAGGUGAAUAUUUCUACAAAUCUGUGAAAAAUUCACAUUUUCAGCUGUCAAUCCAUAAAUGUUAAAAACAGCUGUGUGGUGCUAUUAAUUCGACUUGGAAGCACUUAGUGGAGAUUAAAACCAGAGAAUGUAAAAUAUAGAGAAGGUCCAACCAGCAGAGAAUGUAAAAUAUUCAACAAAAACAUUCUCUGCAGAAAAUUUGUCUUUUUAUGUUUUUACACGAAAAAUUGUAAUUUUUUAGUUCACAUUUCACAUGGCUCCCCAUAAAACUGAUUUUGAUUUAACUGAUAGGGGCUGGGUUGAUUUAUAUGUUAAAAAAUGUGAAAACAUAAUGAAAGAAUUCACGGACUAUGUGUAUGCUUUACAAAACCACUGUUUGAAAGAGCGCAGUAAGAUUGUAGAACUUGAUAAUAACUGUAAGCAGCUUCAAACAAAAUUAUUUGAAGAGAAACACAAGCAAUCAACACAAUACAAAAAGGAAUCUAUUUUAUAUACGCCUCUGGAUCGAAACCUCAUAGACACAGAUAUAUUGGGUGUUACCAGAAUUACUACACCUACCAAAAGUGACGCAGAUCGAACUACAAUAAGCGAUGGCUCGCCCGCAUUUCUGAAUAUGGCUAUGGAUAGCGAACAAUUAAAUAUGGAAUCAUCUUGCGUUUUAAGUCCCGCACAACAUCUUCAGGAAAUAUUACCGGCCUCCGAGCAGCUAAGUAGUCCGAAUCGCUUUUUGAUUGGCAUUGACAGUGUUUUACAGCACAACACAUCGCCGACAUGCAAAUCAAGAAACAACAAUGAAAACCAAAGUGCAUUAGGUUUUCUAAAAGCGCGCGGCCGCGUCGGUAAAACUUUGUAUAACGAUUCCUAUGUGCAUAAACUUCGUGAACAAAAUCCAGUAUCAAAUGAAGAUGAUAGCAAACUGUUAAAAUCAAAAGGGAAGUUGCAAUCCAACCGCUUGGAUUGGCUGGAAAAGGACAAGAAGAGUGAAGAGCGAAAAGCUGUGUUAAAACGAAGCGCUAGUAAUAUGGAUGAGGUAAUACGCAAACGUAGCCUGAUGUCAUUGAAUAAAAGUGGCGAACGAAAAUUAAGACAGUCGCGGUUAACCCAAAUGGUCUCUAUGAAAUCAAAUAAAGUAAAAAAUGGUAGCAUUUCAACUUCUCCGGAAAAUGUGGGUGAUGUACAAAAUUUUUUAUUAUCGCCAACAAAAUCUCAUGUAUCCUCCACUACGACACAAAAAACGCUAGCCUUUCCAACGUUUUCCAAUGAUACUGACGAUAUAUUCCCAUUCAGUAGCGAAGAUGACGAUGAUGAGAAUGUAAAAAAAUCAAACGAAAAUAGGGCAAUAAAACAAAA